CCGCUAAUGAUCUCGUAUAAAAGAGACUGACGCAAUCGUUAGCUUACUGUUUAAUCUGACACGCGAAACAGAUAACAAUGGGUCUGCUGUCGUUCUGUUCAAUUGCUGUUCUAUUGGGGGUUGCCUAUAGCCAGCCUACAACUGACGUGGCCACAACCAUAUUUAACAUCCUUAAUACUGACCAUAAGAGCUUUAUAACACCGGCGGAGUUUAUUGCCUACUACAGUCAGUUCGACAAAGACGGCAAGGGGUCUAUAAGCAAGCAGGACUUCUUGAAACUUUCGACCGACCACGCCGAGGCUGAGAGGCAGUUUACCCUGUAUGACGUUGAUAAGGACGGGGCAUUGACUCUGAAGGAUGUCAAACUAAUUGUGGAUAUGUUUGACACAGACAGCGAUGGCAAGAUAACAUUGGCCGAGUUUAAGGCAAGCUACGCCAAGCUCAUCGCGGGCAAUGACAACACCCCUGUUGGCAAGUAGAGGAACAGUGGAGAAUAACGUCGCUGUAUUGAAAUUAAAUAUAGAAGAUAAAA
This is a messenger RNA of Haliotis rufescens (red abalone), 532 nucleotides long. RefSeq names its product calmodulin-like protein 3. The transcript has 6 exons. The coding region runs from base 78 to 479 and encodes 133 amino acids. The record is from RefSeq and is a predicted model, not a curated record. Lineage: Eukaryota; Metazoa; Mollusca; Gastropoda; Lepetellida; Haliotidae. Gene Ontology annotation, molecular function: calcium ion binding.